Fasciola hepatica (liver fluke) is the source of this 204-nucleotide messenger RNA. The record is from the annotation of a GenBank genome assembly. Lineage: Eukaryota; Metazoa; Platyhelminthes; Trematoda; Plagiorchiida; Fasciolidae.
AUGUGUACUAUCUAUUUUUUAUCCACUCUCCUAAACGAAAUAGGCACAGGCAGCACGGGUGCUGCAUCAGUUCCCGGCACUAUAUCCACCCCCGCAUCCACAGUGUCCACACAAAGAGCAUCUACCACUGGUGGUUCAAUGCGACUUCUGGUUCACGCAACUGGCUGGAUUCUACCACUUAUCACCGGGACUGCCCUCUUUUGA